AUGCGAGUAUCGGUGAUCGCUGUGUGGCAUGGCGUUCACAUCAGGAAGCAGGCGUUACGAGUGUGCCUUGUACACAAACAAGAUCGAGUUUCUGACCUCCAUGUCGUGGAAAAGGAGAUGGAAAGAGAAGAAAAAAUGUCCGUGUGCCGCGCGGAGUUUGAGUUUGUGUUUUCAAAAUUGCUUUUGGAAGAACCAAGGCGAAUCCGCCGUUAUAACCGAGCCCGUGCAGACAAGACAAAAAGUCGCGCCUGUCCAACUGCGAAACAGAUUCGCCGUCAGCAACUUCUUGGCAACCAUGUGAUUGUGAUUAUUCUGCAAUAUGCUCUUCAGUGCCAUUAUUUUCGCCUUCCAACGCAGUCGCUUCGGCUCGAGCGCCAGUGUCAAGCUACACUUGUCGUGGGCAUCGUGUCGCGUUCCUUUCCCCCCUUGUGGCAAUGGUGUGAGGUACAACUCGCCUCUCUUCCCACCGGUUCGGCCAUGGGAUUCCGCAUCGACCUUCCCACCCCGCUCUCUCGUCUGCCUAUCGAGGAUAGCGUCUCAUUGGCUGCAUUUCGCCACCCGCUUCUUCGUCCUGUUCCUGCUUUCCUGACUGGGCCGCUCCGCGCCACUUUCUGUUUUCAUGGUUGGUCGUGA
Molecule: messenger RNA, 633 nt
Organism: Pseudozyma hubeiensis SY62
Lineage: Eukaryota; Fungi; Basidiomycota; Ustilaginomycetes; Ustilaginales; Ustilaginaceae
Exons: 4
Coding region: 1-633 (210 amino acids)
Source: RefSeq, a predicted model, not a curated record